Lontra canadensis (Northern American river otter) is the source of this 2125-nucleotide messenger RNA. It is a transcript of the gene AKT1, whose product is annotated as AKT serine/threonine kinase 1. The transcript has 13 exons. Gene Ontology annotation, biological process: protein phosphorylation. NCBI's taxonomy places the organism in Eukaryota, Metazoa, Chordata, Mammalia, Carnivora, Mustelidae. The record is from RefSeq and is a predicted model, not a curated record. The coding region runs from base 1 to 1443 and encodes 480 amino acids. Gene Ontology annotation, molecular function: ATP binding; protein serine/threonine kinase activity.
AUGAACGACGUGGCCAUCGUGAAGGAAGGUUGGCUGCACAAGAGAGGGGAGUACAUCAAAACCUGGCGACCGAGGUACUUCCUGCUCAAGAACGAUGGCACCUUUAUCGGCUACAAGGAGCGGCCCCAGGAUGUGGAGCAGCGAGAGUCCCCUCUCAACAACUUCUCUGUGGCUCAAUGCCAGCUGAUGAAGACGGAGCGGCCCCGACCCAACACCUUCAUCAUCCGCUGUCUGCAGUGGACCACGGUGAUCGAGCGGACCUUCCACGUGGAGACCCCUGAGGAGCGGGAGGAGUGGACGACUGCCAUCCAGACGGUGGCCGACGGGCUCAAGAGGCAGGAGGAGGAGAUGAUGGACUUCAGGUCGGGCUCGCCCAGCGACAACUCGGGGGCCGAGGAGAUGGAGGUGUCCCUGGCCAAGCCCAAGCACCGUGUGACCAUGAAUGAGUUUGAGUACCUGAAGUUGCUGGGGAAGGGCACGUUUGGGAAGGUGAUCUUGGUGAAGGAGAAGGCCACGGGCCGCUACUACGCCAUGAAAAUCCUCAAGAAGGAGGUCAUCGUGGCUAAGGACGAGGUCGCCCACACGCUCACGGAGAACCGUGUUCUCCAGAACUCGAGGCAUCCGUUCCUGACGGCCCUGAAGUACUCCUUCCAGACCCACGACCGCCUCUGCUUCGUCAUGGAGUACGCCAACGGGGGCGAGCUCUUCUUCCACCUGUCCCGGGAGCGCGUGUUCCCCGAGGACCGGGCCCGCUUCUAUGGCGCCGAGAUCGUGUCCGCCCUGCAUUACUUGCACUCGGAGAAGAACGUCGUCUACCGCGACCUCAAGUUGGAGAACCUCAUGCUGGACAAGGACGGGCACAUCAAGAUCACCGACUUUGGCCUGUGCAAAGAGGGCAUCAAGGACGGGGCCACCAUGAAGACCUUCUGCGGGACGCCCGAGUACCUGGCCCCCGAGGUGCUGGAGGACAACGACUACGGCCGGGCGGUCGACUGGUGGGGGCUGGGCGUGGUCAUGUACGAGAUGCUGUGCGGCCGCCUGCCCUUCUACAACCAGGACCACGAGAAGCUCUUCGAGCUCAUCCUCAUGGAGGAGCUCCGCUUCCCGCGCACGCUCAGCCCCGAGGCCAAGUCCCUGCUAUCGGGGCUGCUCCGGAAAGACCCAAAGCAGAGGCUUGGAGGGGGCCCGGAGGACGCCAAGGAGAUCAUGCAGCACCGUUUCUUCGCUACUGUCGUGUGGCAGGACGUGUAUGAGAAGAAGCUCAGUCCACCCUUCAAGCCACAGGUCACGUCGGAGACGGACACCAGAUACUUCGACGAGGAGUUCACGGCGCAGAUGAUCACCAUCACGCCGCCCGACCAGGGUGACAACAUGGAGGGUGAGGACAGCGAGCGGAGACCCCACUUCCCACAGUUCUCAUACUCGGCCAGCGGCACGGCCUGAGGGAGGCCAGCUGGCUGCCCUGCUCCUGGCGGCUGCAGGGGACGGGGAGGAAGCCGCGCAGGACCAUGUGUGUUUGGUGUGACUUCUGGGUGCGUGUGGGAGGAGCCAUGCCCCUCCUCCCGGCGGGGAUGGGAAGACGCUUCAUGCUGUGGGCAGGGGCCAGCCUCCGAGGAAAGGCGGCCUGCGGGGAUUUUAAUUUAUUUCAUCUCGGUCUCCAGACAUGGCCUUGGCCUUCAGAACGAGUAGAGUCACGUAGGAAAAGGCCAAGGACCUUAUGCAGCCACGUGCAGGUGGGGUCUGGGUGCCCUGCCUGUGGCCCCUGCAUCCCUCCCGCCAGCUGUCUCGGCCCGGCCCGGGGGCACCAGCAGCAGCUGGUUGUGGCGCGCGGGCCUGGUCCCUUCCCUGGGGCAGGCCAGGCCGGGCUCGCCCGGAGGCAGAGGAACGAGGUUGCAGUCCGUUGCUGUGUAUUACGCUAUUCACUUGUAUUUUGGGGUUUUUAAUCACAGUGACCAGAAAGCCCCUCCCACACUUUGGUCCCUUCGGGGGCGUCUCACUGGGGCGGUGUCCCCAGGUAGCACCCGUCCUUCGGCGCAGCUUCACUGGCCCGCUGUGUGCCCAGCGCCCCUUGGGAGGGGCCGUGGCAGACCCUCCGCGCCUCGAGGCCGGACGCCAUGCCGCCCAG